UGUUGAAUCGGCGGCUCGAGGCGGCGGGUGGCGGGUAGAUCUGUGAACAUACUUGUGAUUCGCUGCGAGGCCGAUGGUGGUGUACCUUCGUGACUCCGGGCAGAAGAAGGAGACAUUUAUUACAGUGACAGUCUCCUUGCUCAGCGCUGCCUCCCGGCCACGGCGAGCAGUGUUCGUCCCCUCAACACCCACCGUCACGGCGCCAUGGCGGGUGCAGGGAAGGGCCGCAGCACGGGCAACAACCCCGAGGACUGUCCAGUGUGCCUGACAAACUUUGACAUAAUGCAGCGGCCGCACAAUCUGCCGUGUGGCCACACUGUCUGCAUGCUGUGCAUAGAUAAGCUGAAGGAGCAGGGCCGUGUUUCCUGUCCAGAGUGCCGCGUCAGCCAUGCAAUUCCAGAGGGAGGGCAGUUCCCUGUCAGUUUUAUUGCUGAGGCUUUCAUAAGAAAGAUGAGAGGUGCCAAGGUGGCAGCAACAGCAGCCUCGCUGCUUCCCAGUGCAAAGAAAAGGAAACGAACAGCAGAACCAGCUGACAGUAAGGAAGCAACGGGUUUCUCCAAGAAGAUGCGUUUCUUUCUGCAGGAACAGGAGGACACAGUUGUGGCCGCCAUCACCGCCUGCCGGGAGACUCAGUCACAGCUGGACCAGUACCAGACAACCCUGACAGGCUGGGGCAAGUGGCAGCAGCAGCUGGAGGACAGGCUCCAGGGACUGGUGGACCAGAGCAGGAGUGCCAUAGGGCUCGUGCAGCAGGAAGAGUCCCGCACGACAACCAUGGAGGUGCAGGUGAAGGAGGUAGAGCAGGCACUGCAGGCCACGCAGGAGAAAUUGCAUACCCUCAAAACAGAGGAAGAAGUAGGUGUUGUGGUGAUUGAAGUGAUUCGUUGCACUGGUGAGGCAGAGCAGGUGGUGCAGGAGUGCCAAGAAUGUUUCCCUGAUGCCAACACUGUCACUACUAUCAGGAAGGUGAUAGUAGCAUCUAGUGCAGCCCUAGACACCAGUCAGGCUGUCCAGGCAGCUCUGGAAACUCCUACUGUUACUACAGAGGAGCCCAGACCCCAGUCAGACCCAACAGAGCCCAGGCCCCAGUCAGACCCUGCAGAGCCCAGGUCCCAGUCAGACCCUGCAGAGCCCAGGCCCCAGUCAGACCCUGCAGAGCCCAGGCCCCAGUCAGACCCUGCAGAGCCCAGCCCCCAGUCAGACCCUGCAAAGCCCAGGUCCCAGUCAGACCCUGCAAAGCCCAGGCCCCAGUCAGACCCUGCAAAGCCCAGGCCCCAGUCAGACCCUGCAGAGCCCAGGCCCCAGUCAGAUCCUGCAAAGCCCAGGCCCCAGUCAGACCCUGCAAAGCCCAGGCCCCAGUCAGACCCUGCAAAGCCCAGGCCCCAGUCAGAUCCUGCAAAGCCCAGGCCCCAGUCAGAUCCUGCAAAGCCCAGGCCCCAGUCAGACCCUGCAAAGUCCAGGCCCCAGUCAGAUCCUGCAAAGCCCAGGCCCCAGUCAGACCCUGCAGAGCCCAGGGCCCAGUCAGAUCCUGCAAAGCCCAGGCCCCAGUCAGAUCCUGCAAAGACCAGGCCCCAGUCAGAUCCUGCAAAGCCCAGGCCCCAGUCAGACCCUGCAAAGCCCAGGCCCCAGUCAGACCCUGCAAAGCCCAGGUCCCAGUCAGACCCUGCAAAGCCCAGGUCCCAGUCAGAUCCUGCAAAGCCCAGGCCCCAGUCAGACCCUGCAAAGCCCAGGCCCCAGUCAGACCCUGCAGAGCCCAGGUCCCAGUCAGAUCCUGCAAAGCCCAGGUCCCAGUCAGAUCCUGCAAAGCCCAGGCCCCAGUCAGACCCUGCAAAGUCCAGGCCCCAGUCAGAUCCUGCAAAGCCCAGGCCCCAGUCAGACCCUGCAGAGCCCAGGCCCCAGUCAGACCCUGCAGAGCCCAGGCCCCAGUCAGACCCUGCAGAGCCCAGGCCCCAGUCAGAUCCUGCAAAGCCCAGGCCCCAGUCAGACCCUGCAAAGCCCAGGCCCCAAUCAGACCCUGCAAAGCCCAGGUCCCAGUCAGAUCCUGCAAAGGCCAAGUCCCAGUCAGACCCUGCAAAGCCCAGGUCCCAGUCAGACCCUGCAAAGCCCAGGCCCCAGUCAGACCCUGCAGAGCCCAGGCCCCAGUCAGACCCUGCAGAGCCCAGGCCCCAGUCAGACCCUGCAGAGCUCAGGCCCCAGUCAGACCCUGCAGAGCCCAGGCCCCAGUCAGACCCUGCAAAGCCCAGGCCCCAGUCAGACCCUGCAGAGCCCAGGGCCCAGUCAGACCCUGCAGAGCCCAGGCCCCAGUCAGACCCAGACUCCACCAUCAUGGACAGAGUGAAGCUCAUCUUGACACUGAACUUGAAGACCAAGGAUCUCCGCAGCCUGUCACAGCCUCCCUUGAGCCUCAUACAGGCUGGCCAGGUGUUUGCAGUCUGCCAGGUGGAAGGUCAGCGCCGACUUGCAAGAAUAAGCUUUGAAGCCAGCCGGCUGUGCCUUCAUGCCCUGAAGGAGCAGCACCACUCACUAGAUGCAGCAACCCUGCAGGUGAGCAUGGUCGUCCCGCCUUCACCCCCCUGCAUGGUGUUCCUGGACCUGUCCUGGCCAGGCAGCUCGCCACGGCGGGUACAAAUCCAUCUGAGCCCCGACACUCCAUGGGGCAGACAGUUUAUGAUGAUGUGCACGGGGCAGCACGGCCCCUCCUACCUCAACACCAGGUUGUUUUCUGUGGGGUGUAAGGGGAAGCCAGGAGAGUAUGUGGUAGGUGGACACCACAAGAGUAAUGAUGAUACCCUUAAUGAGGGCGCUUACUCUAAGUCAGGCCGGGCGGGGGCCGUGCGUGGGAUGGCAUGGAAGGACGGUACCCAGGGUGUGUGUGGUCUCUUUGCCAUCUGCACCAGGGAGUGUCGUAAUGAUAUCAAGCUGCCUCGUGUCUUUGGUGAGGUGGUGAAUGGACUGCACGUAGUGGCCGAGGCAGCCCAGCACAUCAAGAUUGGGGAAGUGACUGUGGUGGACUGUGGCGUGGUACUGUGAUGGUAAUGGCCUGCACCACCACCACCACCACAUUAUAGAGGUGUUUGCCCUGCACUCCUAGGUUGUGGGAAAUGAUGAGGAGAGAGUGUAUGGUGUCAAGAGUGGGAGAGACUUAAAGCCUGUCCAACCCAUGAGAGGAAAUAAGGACACAAAACGAGAAGACGAAGAGAGAAGGAAAUAAUGACAGUGAGAAAAUAAAAAUGUACUGCAAAGUUCAUCUGCUUCGGGUGGUAUGUUGAAGCAAACUCACUGAUCUAAUGGAAAAAGGAAUGUUAGUGGGACUCGUGUACUUCUCUUAUAAUUUUCCAACAUUUUUGUUGUGGAAAG
Eriocheir sinensis (Chinese mitten crab) is the source of this 3357-nucleotide messenger RNA. Its product is annotated as fibrous sheath CABYR-binding protein-like. The record is from RefSeq and is a predicted model, not a curated record. NCBI's taxonomy places the organism in Eukaryota, Metazoa, Arthropoda, Malacostraca, Decapoda, Varunidae. The transcript is spliced from 10 exons. Bases 205 to 3030 code for a protein of 941 amino acids.